GCAGUCGAAUCCUUAUUGAUAAGGCUGUUAGAAAUGCAAUUCCAACCUGCAAUUUCAAAGUUACCUACAUUUUUAAAUGUUUAGAAUCUCCUUUAUGGGUGUCACCGUCUCGAAUCUUUUCUCUCCAUUCUCCAGGAAAAAGCAAUUGAGAAUCGUUAUGAUUGGACAUCCAUCGUCUGGCAAGACGACAAUCCUGUACCAUUUGAAAGGCGGAGAAAUCGUGACCACCAUUCCAACCAUUGGCUUCAACGUGGAAACUCUGGAACACAAAAACUUUAGCGUCGACGUCUGGGACAUUGGAGGUGGCGAUAAGAUACGUGGUCUCUGGCCACAAUAUCUUCGUGAUGCUCAAGGAAUUAUAUUUGUUGUUGACAGCAAAGACAAGGAUAUAAUACAAGAAGUCUGGAACGACCUAAAAUUAAUGUUACAAGACGAACGCUUGCGUAAUGUGCCGAUUCUGAUAUACGCCAAUAAGCAAGAUUUAGCCGAAUCCAUGAGUGUUUAUGAGUUGGCGGAUAAGUUAGACGUUAACUGUCAAUUAGCCGGUAGACGAUGGCAUAUCCAAUCGGCAUCAGCUGUACAAGGUAAUGGACUGCGAGCUGGAUUCCUUUGGCUGGCUAACGAGCUUCGCAAAUUAUCGUCAGCAACCGACAAGUAACUGGAACUUGAAUUUCAACCUCAUCGUCUAUCUAAAAAGAAGGCAAC
Daphnia carinata is the source of this 705-nucleotide messenger RNA. Its product is annotated as ADP-ribosylation factor 4-like. The coding region runs from base 77 to 658 and encodes 193 amino acids. The record is from RefSeq and is a predicted model, not a curated record. The transcript is spliced from 3 exons. Gene Ontology annotation, cellular component: cytoplasm; plasma membrane. Gene Ontology annotation, biological process: vesicle-mediated transport; intracellular protein transport. NCBI's taxonomy places the organism in Eukaryota, Metazoa, Arthropoda, Branchiopoda, Diplostraca, Daphniidae. Gene Ontology annotation, molecular function: GTP binding; GTPase activity.